This is a messenger RNA of Scedosporium apiospermum, 2061 nucleotides long. RefSeq lists its product as uncharacterized. The record is from RefSeq and is a predicted model, not a curated record. Lineage: Eukaryota; Fungi; Ascomycota; Sordariomycetes; Microascales; Microascaceae. The coding region runs from base 1 to 2061 and encodes 686 amino acids. The transcript has 4 exons.
AUGCCUUCUAGGUCCAAAGGGCAGAACGACCACCAACAACACAAUUGGGAGCCGUCUGAGGUCUUUGAGCUCCUCGCUUGGCUCGACUAUUGCCUCGAACACAAAUUAGACUUUGAAAAAUCGGUCGUGGACCAUCUCUCCAAGACGACAGGGAGAUAUCACAACCUCGCACGGAUCAAGAGGAAGCUGACGAGGGAAUGGAAUCUCUGGGGGAGUAUUGAGUUGAAUACGUUGAGAGAUCUUUACGACGGCGGUUCCAAGACCCUCCAUGGCUACACCGAUGAGGACCGCGCGGCUAUUCGCCAGGCCAAGGAACAGAUAGGAUCCCCUUCAAGGCGGUUCCGGCUUAGGAGUGCUUCCACCAUCCCUUCGAUAUCCUCGCCGCCUUCGUUAUCCUCUACCUCUUUGUUAUCCUCGCGGUCGCCGAGUGGACCAGACCGAAGGCAACUUUCGGAAACGGCGACAUUACGAAGUCGCGCGAGGUCGAGAUCAAGGGAUGUAUUUAGCAUUCCGAGUGAUUCCGGGGACGAAGAAACUCUGCAAAGGCGGAAGGUCCGAAAAAUCCGCCCUGCCAAUCCAUCGAGGAAAACGAAGCGAAGCAAUAGUCUAGCUAGGGAAGUAUCAUCCGUCAUCGAACGAGAGCCUAGGCGGCACCCCAGGCUUCCGGGCCAGGUAGACCGUGCCCAACAACCUGCCAGGUCUUCUUCUUAUACGGAUGCAGCUUCUCAAACGGCCGAUUCGAUGCUCGAAUUAGAGACUCGAAUAACAGGACUAGAGACAGAGCUGGCCAGGAAAAUAAAGGAACUCGAAGACAUCCAAAGAGAAUGCUUAGAACACAAGGACUACGUUUUUACGCUCUCAAACCGGCUUUCCGCAGCCCAAGACGAAUGCGAUGUAGUCCGCCACAGCAUCACGGCAGCAUCUGACCACAGAGAUGACCCGGCCAUGCAGCACGUUCUCCGUUAUGAACUCGAGUCGCUCAGACGUCAAAUGUCGAAAAUUCAACGCCAGCGACAGGCGAUCGCAAAGUUAGAGACAGACUCUCUUAAGCCAUCGCUAAACACAAUUCGAGAGGAGGUUGAUUUAAUCAAGAGCGAGAUACGGGAUGCUUGCUUCUCGAUUGACCUUGGAGUUCCGAUGUUUGCUGACGCCGGAGAUACUUCGAGACGUGACGGGACAACCAUCGACGCUUGGGCUCGGCGGAUAGCCGGCUGCUCCAUGAGCAAGCUCAUCGCCUCGAACUUGGCCAAAGGCGAUGGACCCGAAGUUCUUUCCCAGACAGACCUACUCGCUCACCAGUCGCUCAUAUCGGAGCCGUACUUCGAGUCUGACUUUCUCGUAAAGGCCGUCAAGGAUUUCACGGAUCGAUUUUGUAAAGAAUUAAGUAACUGCAUGCGGCAGGACAAUCCGAUAGCGCGAAAGCUCGGCACCGGCAGCGUGCCACCAGUCGAGCGCGACCCUGCUCCGGUUCAGGACAUCUUGAGUGGCGAAAUAUUCGUCCCAGCCUUCGAACUCGCGUUAAAGCUAAAGUCUAAGUUGCUCCUAUCCAAGACUAGGUACAAGUUAGUGUUUUACAAGCCAGGCGAUUUGUUUGAUCCCGAGUCAAUGACUCGAGAUGGGGAUGGUGUGACCGAGGAGGUUAUGUCCAAGUAUAGUAGGGGAAGUCUCGGGUUGCUCAAGCGGGGAACAGCUGAAAACCAGUCGGAAAUCAGGCUAUGCAUCUUCCCGGCGCUCUACUCUGGGCUAGAGCAUGGAGGCGAGAAUAAUCUCGACGCCGAAACUGAUAGUAUUGAUCGGUGUAUCGUGAACAGCAGCCAACUCAUGGAAGACGGAAGCAGCGUAGGGCUUCAAGAGUUUGACCUGGUCGUGAAGGCCGUAGCAAUGCCGACGAUUGUACAACAUAAAGCCCAAACCGCGAACAGUGCCAAGGGUAAAGCUCCCGGAACAGGGCCCAUGGCUAAUACAGAACCCGGCCUUGAAGACGUCAUAUUUGGAUUUGACCACUCGCACUGGAAGCUGUAUGUGCCGUCAUACAUGAGCUGCAGUGCAUCUAAAGCAUAG